AUGUGGCUGGGCAGUGAGACGAAGCAGCUUGCGCUGUAUGAGACGAAGAUCACAGCGCUCAGGACUGAACUGAAGGACUCUGUGGUUGAGUUCUUGAGAAGGAAGAGUCACACCGCGACCGAGCUCAACAACGCUGUAGACAGCCUCAAUGUUCCGAUUUGGUACUUCUGUGCAUUUCGUCCACCUUCCAUUGGCGAUGACGAGUGGGUCGCAUUCGACUGUGAGGACGCCGACAUCUUCCUUAUGAUCGACAUAGUGUCAGAUCUCUUCGCCGAGCAUAAUGCUGUCAACGUGCUGGAGCUGCUGAUCAGCUUCGAGUUGGAGGAUGGAGCACUUCUGGCGUACCGAGACGGCAGCUUCGAGCCAAGCAGUACGACGUUCAAGCUGUUCACGAUACCGAAAUUCGAUUUCGGGGAGUUCUGCAUUGGCGACUGCAUCAAUGACGACAGGACAUAUUACAACGAGGUCAGGACGGUGGACAAGGGGAAGUUUCACUACUUCGACCCAUUUGCGACGUUCAAUGCAAGGAAGUCGUUCAAACUCACAGCUUUGCAGAGGAGCAUAGGCACCGUAGUAGACGACAACAAUGUCGGUGAAGGUCAAGCCCCGUUCCUGCCGCCAUAUUGUUUCAACGACUUCGUACCUAGCCAUUUGGGCAUGCAUCCUACUACUAAGGACGACCUACCUAAGGAUCGUGAUCGUGGUCGUGCCUCGCUCGCAGUCCUCUGCGCCUCCAAUCUUGGCGACGAGGUGAGCGACGAAGUGAAGCUCGUCUUCCCACAAGACAUUACUUUCCAGCCGCCGGUGACAAAAUAUAUCGCAAGAAGUAUACGGCGCCGCAUCGAAGCUCAGCUCCAAGUCCAGUCUGCUCCAGGGUCCAAGGUCAAAUGCGCCAUCCUAUACCAGGCGCCGCUGAGUGGUACUUGGGGCAUCGAAUUAUGGCUUAUGCCACAGAAGCCAGCGCCACUGAAGCUUUUCCGCUUCGCCGAAUACGACGAUGAUCACGGCAUGGACCUUACGUACGACGAAGCCGGGGCGAAAUCACCAAUUCUCGAAUUCCUGCAUGCACCUGCGGUUCAGAAAGGAGAUAAUAGGCUUCUUCGUGAUGGCGCAUUUCGUGCCCAAAGAUGA
Molecule: messenger RNA, 1131 nt
Organism: Recurvomyces mirabilis
Lineage: Eukaryota; Fungi; Ascomycota; Dothideomycetes; Mycosphaerellales; Teratosphaeriaceae
Exons: 2
Coding region: 1-1131 (376 amino acids)
Source: RefSeq, a predicted model, not a curated record